CAAACGAGGCCUUAAUUUCACUUAAUGGCGACUCGAGCCGCGAAUUUAAUAAUUAACCCGUAACGAGGUGCGCAAUGCUUUUCUACAGGAAUAAGAAACGGUCGUUCUUUACUCCGGCAAAGAGAAAAAUCUUAUCGUUCGUGGUAAUAAUAUUAUCACGCGCAUUACACGCUACGGAGUAAAAAAGGAAGAACAACAUCAACAACGCGAUAAGUCUUUAGCUAAACAAAUAAUCAAUUACUCCCGCUUUCUACAAAUUGAUUCAUAGGAAUCUAUAUUUGGAUCCGAUUUCGCGGUGAAUUUAUAAGAAAGCUCGAACAAGAGACCGUUCGAAGAAAUUCAAACGCGACCUAUAAAUACCACUGGAAAACAAUGAAAUAAUCGAGAGGUUUGUUUCUUAGACGGUGGAAUAUUCCAGAUGAAAAAGUGGCGAACAAACUGACCGUUGGUAGCAGUUAGUGUAAUUACAUUCUGAUUGAUAUGUUACGUAUUUAAAUCGUACGAGCAGGUUCCGCUUGAAAACUCGAAACACCAGCGUUCCGCGUUUUAUUUAACGCGCGUCGCACUGAAUCGUCGUUUGCAAUUUACACGAUACUCGGCGAACGAAACGGCCAUCAUCUUCAUUAAUGAUUCUUGACCCGCAACCGGCAAUUAUUUUUCAAUUAGUGUUCGUGGUGUACGUGUACUCCUGCUCUCGGUGUUUUCCAUUCAACGAAGUUAUCCAGAACGAAGUCAAUAAGACGAGUUAAACCGAAUACAUUGGAUACGCGAUAAAAAUUAAUUGGAAACGUUGCACGAUGCAUCUUAACAGGGUCGAGAUAUUCGAUUUGAGAAUGUAGCCGUGAACAGCGGGAGGAAUAUCUUUAAAUCGACUUCAAGUUUCUUUAUCGAUAAAUCGAUGAAAUUGGUACUGAUAUCUGACUUUGAAAAAUCUGUAAAUAAUUCUUACCAACGGGCUACUCACUUUGGGACUUUAACCCGGCAAUGAAUGUCUCAUAUUCGAGAUGCUUCAUGAAUUUUUUAUCACUAUUUACAAGGAUCUCUAAGAAAAAUUCAAAUAUGAGACACAAAUUAAUCUAUUGUCUGAACGAUGCGAUCAUACGCGUUCUAGCAGGUGUAACUCGAGAGGAAGAAAGGGUAACGAAGAAACUCAACUUAACGUCGGACAGGUUCAAAGUAAUUCGUGAAAAUAUUCUGCUCGUGAUAUGCAAAGGAAUUUCCUUCAAUGAUACUCCGAGUAAAAAUGUCGGGAGAAUAAAGGCUGCUGCGGAGUCGCAAUUAACAAGGAACUCUGAUAAGUAAAUCGGCAAUCACCGAGCACUCAUUCAUGUGACUGAAUAGAAUUCAAUAGCGAUACACUUACGGAUGCUAGCGUGGUCGUGCAACACGCUCGCUGGUAGGAGCGUACUAAAUAAUUCCCCCGUUUGCCUGUAUUCGAAUCCAGGUUACGUGGCGACGGGAACGUCACUUUCGCCUAGGUGUUCACACUCUGACGAUAGUCGAAUGAAAAUUUACGUGUGAACCACCGUAUUACCGAUCACCCGCAACAUAUUACAACGACGACAGCACAGCAGACGCGAGAACAACUCUUUACGCAUCCGAGAUUCGACUGAAGGUGUUCACCCUGAUAACCUGUAACUAUGCAGAGUGUAGAUGGGCGUAUUUACCAAUCAGACGGUUCGCCAGUGCGGUAAUAAGUUUACAGUUAACAAAUGCAGCGAAAGUAUUUUCAGAAAUUCGUUUCGUUAAAGGGGCGUACAGAUAACGUUGAUUUAUUUCUUUCACGGAUACGAAGCAUCGUAUCUAAGCCGUUUUACUUGCAUAAUAUCCCCAUGGAACUCCGUAAAAGUCCUUCGCGAGUAGGAACAACGUUUCGUUUGUUUAAUCGAUACGAGAGCAGUAUUCAACGAGUAAUCGGACGAUACACUUAUCGUGAAUCUGUGGUUUCUCGUAAAUGAUCAAAUGGAUAUCAGCGAAGACAAAGAGCGAAAAGGAAGCAUCAAAUCGACGUACGGUUGCUCGUUCACGGAACAAGAUUCCGAAUCGUUUAGCCUUUCGGGUAAAGUUCCUGAUGAUUUCGCGUCCAGAUUGUGCCGGAAACCACCUCGAACAUAUAAAAAGGGCAGAGAUGAGAUCCCCUUUUUCGUGCCCCAUAAAAAACUGCUCGAAAAAAUCGAUCAGAAGCCGGAGCUUCGGGAGCCACUGACCGGAUUUAGCGAGCAGCAAGGAAAGAUUAGAAGAGACGUCUGCAAACCGUAUAUUCCGCGCGCGAGAACCGAGGACGAGAUUUUGUCGGUCGAGGUUGCUGCUGAUCGAAGAAAGAAACUUACGAAAAAAAUUCCACCGUGGGAAAGAUUGCAAAUCGCUAUUAAACAGCAGAAAAAGAAGGACCUCGAUGCGCCGCCGUUGGUUGACCAGCUGGAGCUGAUCCAGCAGCUACGAGAUGAUCCUAAAAUUGGAUUCUUUUAUAUGAUCUACGCGGUGGAACGGUCCUCUAAGUACUUCACCCCAUACGCGCUCAAACUGGUGCAUUACAAGGACGUGGGGAGAACUUACAUGACGAUCAGCGCCAAUGGUGUAACGCAGUAUUCGCCGGACGAAGUCAGCUUCACCCCUAUCGAACAGUGGGAGAGAGAAUACAAUUUUUAUUUCAAGCUGCUAAAGAUCAGAUCGUUCGUGGUAUUCCGGAAGUGGAAGGCGUUCUUCGUCUGGAGGAAAUCGGUCUCCCGCAGGAAGUUUCUGGAAGCGAGGAAUUAUUUAGAGACGAAUCUCUUUAUAUCGGACCCGAUCCUCAGCAAGGCCUUGCUGGAAAUUAAAUCGAUGUGCUCCGUCUUCCUGGAUUCAAGCUUCUUCGACAACAGCACCACGGAGAAGCUGCUACUAUUUUAUUUCGUGGAGAAGCAGUUCGCGAAACUGGAGCAGACGAGACGAAGACUGGACGAAUUCAGGGUACUGACGAAAGAUAUCGUUAACAACGCCUGCUUAGGCGCGCUGUUGAAGGCUGGAUACACACCAGACGACUCUAAUAUAACGAUCGAACAAACUGCUUUUGGGAAGUUAGGUGAAUUUAGCGGUGUCAAGUUCAAGAUGCCGAAAGACGGUGUCCUCAAGAUGAGUUACAUCGAGCAGGCGAGGAAAAGGGAGAAAUGUUACAGGCUGUCAUGUUUCAUUCACUUGAUCGAUUACAUGCAAGCGAACAUGAUGCACGGGCUUCUGAUAAAUACUUACGUGGAGUUUAUAAAAGUCCUGCAAGCUCACAUGGAAUUUUUACCGAGCGAGGAGAUGAUAGACAACGAUGUAAUCGACCUUCCGCUGAAAGGAAUUCCCUCUUCGAUGUACCGUCUUCAGUGGCCGUAUUACGUGGUGGAUCUGCUAAUUCUGCCAUCUUCGGAGAUCGUGAUGGAUCCCUCCGAGAAGAUCUUCCGCUUCGUGAUACAAACGAUCCAAAUCAUGUGGGAGGAGAACGUAUUCGCCAUUAAACCGCUGCUCUCCGAUCCGUUCUUCAAUUCGUUCACCAGGCCAAUGAUCAAUCACAAAAUAGAAGAGCGCAUUUCCGGCCUACCUCCGGACAUGCACGACGUCCUGAAGCAGGACCCGAUCACGCACGCGUUGAAGCAACAACUGAACGAGACUUGGGAACGGAAUUUCGACAUUGUGAAACGUUACUGUCGCCGCUUCAACGAGAUCCGUGGAUUCUAUCUGGAGGACACGAGAUUCGACGAGAACAUUAUUCGCGACAACCGGGACUGCAAAGUAUUCCGUGAAUGGAGCAUCCGGUACAAGCGGGAGCUGGAGCUGAUCGGCAAAGUUAUCGAGUAUCAGUCGCUGGGCGUUUUCCUCGUUCAACUCGAGCGAUUUAAGAUUGCCGCGGAAAUCGCUCCCAGGGGGAAGAUAGGGGUUCUCGAAGCAGUAAUGCCUGGGCUGGGAAAGACCAGAGUCGACUCUCUGUUAACUAAAGCCAUCGAGUCCAUUAAUUACCUCGAAUCCGACCCCGUCACCACGGAAGAAUACGUCGCGUACAUAAAGUUCGUCGAUCAAGCUCGAGAAAGCGUGGACGAGAUGGAGGCACAGUUGGACUACGUGAAAGAACUGUACGAUUUGAUGGAGGAGUUCGGUUUCCCGAUACCGUCGGUGGAUAUGGCUAAUUACUUGGGCAUCGGCGCACACUUCACCAGUUUGCGUUUGGUGAUGGAGAACGUGCUGGAGGAACGACCGAAGCUGAUAAACAAAUUCAACUCUCAACUGCAGAAAGACAUCACAGCGUUGAACGAGAAGAUAUCCGAGAUUCGUGACGAGAUCACGCAACCCUGGCUAUUGGAUUACGAAAGCGACGACGAGGCUUGUCUGAGUACCCUGAAGGAGCUCGGCAAUCGGUUAGCUGGCUGCGCGGCAACUGCCGAGGAAUACCAUGCUCAUCAGAGAGCCUUUAAGCUCGAGCAAACGAGAUUCGACGUUCUGGACCAAGUGACCAACGAGCUGAGACUGCGAACUUUAUUAUGGGAGACGCUGACCGAGUGGGAGCACGAAGUCUACGAGUGGCAGACAACCGACUUCGAUACCUUGGACGUCGAAGACAUCACUUCCUUCACGAUGCGCACAAUGAAGAAUCUGAUCCAGUUGGAGAGAGGCUUGCCGGCGAACAAUAUCGUUCCCGGCUUGAAGGAAACCGUGGAAUCGAUAAGGAACAAAUUGCCGAUCCUCGGAUACCUGAGGAAUCCUGACUUAAGAGACAGACACUGGGAGAAGAUCGAGGAGAUAUUGAACUACACGUUCAAGCCCGACGAGAAGAAGACCUGGAACCAGAUGGAACUGCUCGGUGCUUUCCAGAAACCCAACGAAUUGAUGGAAGUUGCUGCCACGGCGAGCUCCGAGGCCAAUCUGGAGAAUAUGCUGAGGAAGGUCGUGGAUAUGUGGGAGCAACUGAAGUUCGUCGUGCUGCCUCACAAAGAGGAGAAAGACGUUUUCGUCCUGGGCAGCCUGGAGGAGGCUGAAACGGCGAUGAACGAAAGCAACAUCAAUCUGCAGACCAUCAAAGCAUCCCGCCGCGUUGGACCCAUUCAACCUUUGGUCGACGAAUGGGUUCAGAAGCUCGAUCUGUUCAUCGUUACUCUGGAAGCCUGGCAGUACUUGCAGCAGCAGUGGAUGUAUCUGGAGGCAAUCUUCUCAGCGCCGGACAUUCAGAGGCAGCUACCGAUGGAAGCAAAAUUGUUCAUCGUGGUCGACAAGUUUUGGAAGGAUCUCAUGAGGCGGACGUUCAAGAAUCCCUUGGCAAUGGCGGCUUGCACUCAACCAGGCUUGCUGGAACUACUGGAGGAGAACAACAGGAGGCUGGACGAAGUGAUGAAGUGUUUGUUAGCGUAUCUCGAGACGAAACGGGUAGCAUUCCCGCGGUUCUUCUUCUUGUCGAAUGACGAGCUUCUAGAGAUCCUAGCUCAGACGAAGAAUCCACACGCUGUUCAGAGACACUUGCAGAAAUGCUUCGACGCGAUACACAGAUUGGAAUUCGGGACGAAGGAAAGCGAAACUGGCGAAGAGCUGAUCUUGACUACCGAUAUAGUGGCAAUGAUUUCACCGGAAGGUGAAAGGGUUCCCCUAGGGCAAGGUCUGAAGGCCAGAGGCAACGUCGAGGAUUGGCUGGGCAGAGUGGAGGACGCGAUGUUCACGACUCUGAGGAGAAGAAUGAAGCAGGGGAUCAAGGAUUUAGACGCCAAAGGGCGACAGCAAUUCCUGUAUAUGCAUCCAUCGCAGAUAGUCCUGACCGUGUCCCAAAUCUUUUGGACCCGUAGAAUUCAUCUGAUCUUGGAAUCCGAGGGCCAUGUGCUCGAGGCGAUGAAAGCGUUCGAGCAACAGUGUUUCGCGGACUUGAACGAGUUAGCUGUGAUGGUCAGAGGAGAUUUACCGAAAUUGAUACGCGACGUCAUAAUUAAUUUGAUAACGGUGGACGUUCACGCCAGAGAUAUCGUCACUAGCAUGGUCGAACACGGCGUGUCGUCGAGUACGGAUUUUGAAUGGACGAAGGCACUGCGCUAUUACUGGGACGCGGAAAUUGACAAUUGCGUGGCACGCAUGAGCAACGCCGAGUAUCUUUACGGAUACGAGUACCUCGGCGCUCAGAAAAGACUGGUUAUAACUCCCCUAACCGACAGGUGCUAUUUGUGUCUCAUGGGAGCGCUUCAGUUGGACCUCGGAGGUGCGCCAGCCGGCCCAGCUGGGACCGGGAAAACAGAGACCACGAAGGAUCUAGCUAAGGCAGUCGCCAUUCAGUGUGUCGUGUUCAAUUGCUCGGAAGGGCUCGAUUAUAGGAUGAUGGGCAGGUUCUUCUCUGGACUGGCCACUUCCGGUGCCUGGUGUUGCUUCGACGAGUUCAACAGAAUAGACAUCGAAGUUCUAUCCGUGAUCGCUCAACAACUGAUCACUAUUAGGAACGCGAAACUCGCCAGAGCUAAAGAGUUCAUGUUCGAGGGUCGAAUGAUGAAGCUCGUGAUGUCCUGCGCCACGUUCAUCACCAUGAACCCCGGUUACGCGGGUCGCACGGAGUUACCGGACAACCUGAAAGCCUUGUUCCGGCCGUUCUCCAUGAUGGUUCCCGAUUACAAACUCAUAGCCGAAGUCACUUUAUACUCCGAGGGAUUCGAGUCGUCGAAGCCUCUGUCGCAGAAGAUGACUCUGAUGUACACGCUCAGCAGCGAGCAGCUCUCCCAGCAGGAUCAUUACGACUUCGGAAUGAGGGCGGUGAAGAGCGUGCUGGUGAUGGCGGGCAGCCUCAAACGGAACAAUCCCGACAAACCGGAAGACGUCGUUCUGAUCCGAGCUCUACGCGAGAGCAACAUACCGAAGUUCUUGCGCGACGACGCUGAACUGUUCGAGGGCAUCGUGGGAGACUUGUUCCCAGGCAUCGUAAUACCCGAAGAAGAUUACGGUGUUUUACAAGAGACCGCCGUCAAGGUACUCGAAGAGGCUAACUUACAGCCGGAGAAUUGCACCCUGAAGAAGGCCAUUCAGUUGCACGAGUGCCUGCAGGUGAGGCACGGAGUGAUGCUGGUCGGACCGACUGGCUCUGGGAAAACCACGGUUCUUCGAACCCUCGCGAACACGUAUAAUAAACUCCACGAGAUGGGUGCACCCGGGCCGACCUAUCAGCCUGUUCACAUGUACGUGAUCAAUCCAAAGGCGAUCACUAUCGGUGAACUGUAUGGACAAGUGGACAUGAUGACCAACGAGUGGCACGACGGACUCAUAGGGUUCACUGUUCGCCAUGCCUGUUCAUUAAUCACGGAAGAUCAUCAGUGGAUCGUGUGCGACGGACCUGUCGACGCUGUCUGGAUCGAGAACAUGAACACCGUCUUGGAUGACAACAAAAUGCUGUGCCUAGCGAACUCUGAGAGGAUUAAAUUCACUCCGUACAUGCGCAUGCUCUUCGAGGUGAUGGACCUUGCACAAGCAUCACCGGCAACCGUCAGUCGAUGCGGAAUGGUCUACGUGGACCCUGCGGAACUGAAAUGGAUGCCGUACGUGAAGACCUGGCUGACAACUCUUCCGGAAGCGCUUCUUAAAGACGAUCACCGGCAGUUGAUCGUCGAUCUCUUCCAAAAGUACUUCGAAGAGGGACUGAUCUUCUGCAGAACGAACUGCGAGUUCCCGAUUUCCCAGGUUGACAUUAGCAAGGCAAAUAUGACUUGCGCGAUAAUGGAAAGUCUUCUGAGGGAGCCGGGAGCCAUCGAGAGAACCGCUGACAAGACGAAAAUCAGAAUGUUCAUCACUCAGAUGUUCGCGUUCGCUUAUCUUUGGUCGGUCGGCGGUAACGUCAUUGACGCAUCUCGGGUCGACUUCGAAGCUUUCGUUAGAAAACAGUUCGAGGAUAAUGAGGACGCAUUCUUGCCAUCGGUCGAUUUGUGGGAUCUUUACAUGAACGUUCCGGCUCACCGAUUGGAUAUUUGGACGGACAUCAUGCCAGAAUUCGUGUACGACCCAGGAACGCCCUUCUUCGACAUUCUCGUCCCGACAGUGGACACCGUGCGGUUCGGUUUCAUGAUGCAGAAGAUGGUGGAGAUAAACAAACCAGUGUUCUUUACUGGAGACACUGGAGUUGGGAAAUCGAUAAUCACGAAAGUGGUGUUGAAAAGCUUGGAGGACACUCAGCUUUGGGUACCAAUCACUUUGGCCUUCUCAGCUCAAACGAGCAGCGGCAGAACUCAAGAGAUUCUUGAAUCGAAGCUGGAGAGGAGGAAGAGAACCGUUUUAGGGGCUCCAAUCGGAAAACGAAUCUGCGUCUUCGUGGAUGACGUUAAUAUGCCUAAACUGGACACUUAUGGAUCCCAACCGCCUAUCGAGCUUCUGCGGCAGCUGCUGGACUUCGACGGAAUGUACGAUAGAGAUAAACUGUUCUGGAAAUACGUGGAGGACGUUGUCUUCACCGUGGCUUGCGCUCCUCCCGGAGGCGGAAGGAACCCGCUAACUCCGAGAUUCGUGCGACACUUCGCGAUGCUACUGAUCCCGGCACCCUCCGAAUGGACACUGAAAGGAAUUUUCAAGGCGAUAAUGAACGGCUUCCUGAAUGAUUUCGUGGAGUCGGUGAAGCUGGUCGGUGAUAAAAUAGUGAACGCUGCGGUGGACGUGUAUCGAAGAAUCGCCGAGGACCUGUUGCCCACUCCGGAGAAGAGUCACUACAUCUUCAACCUGCGGGACCUGUCGAAAUGUAUUCAGGGCAUCAUGCAAGUCCGAGCGACGGUCAUCAAGCAACCUCAAGAAAUGUAUAGACUCUUCUACCACGAAUGUCUUCGAGUCUUCCACGACCGCCUGAUCAACGUGGAGGACAAGAGUUACUUCUACCGACUCCUGAACAACAUCUGCACCGGAUCGUUCGGCGUCGAGGUGGUGAGGCUACCCGACGAGAAGAUCGUCGAGAAACCACCAUCGCUGUUGUUCGGUGAUUUCAUGGCGUUCGGAGCAGCCAGAGAUCAGAGGAUCUACGAGGAACUCACGGAGAUACCGAAAGUUAAGAGAACUUUGGAGGACUACUUGGAAGACUAUCGGUUCUCCGUUGGCAAGGACAUGGGAAUAAUCUUCUUCAUGGACGCCAUUGAACACGUCUGCAGGCUCGCUCGGAUCCUCCGGUCGGAAAGAGGCAACGGACUUCUCGUCGGCGUCGGAGGAAUGGGAAAGCAGAGUCUGACGAAACUCGCGUCGCAUUUGAACGGCUACAAGUGCUAUCAGAUCGAAGUCACACGGACGUACGACAAAGCCGCCUGGCACGAGGACCUGCGGCGAUUUUACUUCGAGCCGGGCGCGCUCGCGAGGCACGCGACGUUUCUAUUCACGGAUACUCAAAUGGUGAUGGAAGAUUUCUUGGAGGACAUCAAUAAUACUUUGAACACCGGCGAGGUGCCGAACCUGUACGAAGCGGACGAAUUAGAGAAAGCUAUCAUAGCUACUAGACCCGCCGCGAAGGAAGCGGGGAUCAGCGAGUCGAACAGGGACGGAAUUUAUCAGUUCUUCAUCGGGAGGGUCAGAAAUCAGCUUCAUCUGAUGAUCUGCAUGAGUCCCAUAGGCGAUGCAUUUCGGCACCGGUGUCGCAUGUUCCCUUCACUGGUGAACUGUUGCACGAUCGAUUGGUUCACGGAAUGGCCGAACGACGCCCUGCUCUCGGUAGCGGAGAACACAUUAUCAGCGAUCGUGCCGGGAAAUCCCGAGUUGCUUUCCGGUCUCAGUUCGAUUUGCGUGUCGAUCCACAAGACCGUGGAAGAGGUGACGGUUCGAUUCUUCGUGGAAAUGCGCCGCCGGUAUUACACUACGCCUAGCAGUUACCUGGAGCUGCUAAAAUUGUUCCGAAUCACGUUGGAGAACAAGAGGAAAGAGAUAGAGACCUUGAAGAGUAAAAUCGCGAACGGUCUAAACAAACUUCUGGAGACCAACGAGAUGGUGGCUGUGAUGAAGGAGCAUUUAGUGAUCCUCGCUCCGAAGUUGAAGACAAGCACGGACGAAGUGUCGAAGCUGGUGAAGAUGCUCGCCAAGCAGCAAGCCGAAUGCGACAAAGCUAAAUACGUGGUGACCGCUGAAGAAGCUACAGCCAAGCUGAAAGCUGAAGAAACGGCGAUCUUAGAAGCGGACGCCAGGCAAGACUUGGAAGCAGCGAUUCCAGCCCUGCUGGAGGCUCAGAAGGCGUUGGAAGCCUUGAACAAGAACGACAUCAACGAGAUCCGCGUGUUCAACAAGCCGCCCCAUUUGGUCCGGUUCGUCAUGGAAGCCGUUAAUCUGCUGCUAGGCGAAAAGACGGAUUGGCCGUCGGCCAAGCUGGUUCUGGGUGACAUACAUUUCCUCGACCGAUUAAUCGCGUACCCUAAGGACGAGAUCAGCGACAAACUUCUAAGCAGGCUGCAAGAAUACGUGACGCACCCGGAGUUCCGCGCGGAUCUCGUUGCCAAGCAGAGCAAAGCGUGCAAAUCGAUGUGCAUCUGGGUGAGAGCGAUGGACGGCUACGCGAAGAUAUACAGAGUCGUCGAGCCGAAACGCCAGAGAUUGCACGAGGCGGAAGCUGAAUUGCAGGCGAUCGAAGAGGUUCUCGCGUUGAAGCAGGCGCAGCUCGCCGCGUUGGAGGACAAGAUCGCGCAGUUACAGGAGGAGUACGAUUCCGCUCUGAAGAAUCUGAACGAAUUGGAAGCUGAAAUGAUGCUGGCGGAAGCGAGACUGAACAGAUCAGGUCGGCUGACGUCCGCGUUGGUGGACGAACGGAUACGAUGGGAAGAAAUGACACGCGGGUUCGACAAUCAAAUAAUGAAUCUGACGGGCGACACGCUGGUUGCUGCCGGAGCUCUCGCUUAUCUCGGCGCGUUCACGAACGAGUACAGGGAAGAACUGAUGCGGAUCUGGCUGAAUAACUGCAAAGACCAUGGCGUGAAGACCACAGAGAGCUACAGUCUCGUUUCGAUAUUAGCUGAUCCCUAUAAGAUCCGCCUGUGGAACACACACGGGUUACCAAGAGACAAAGUCAGCACGGAGAACGCAAUAUUCGUCACGCAAUCGAUUCGUUGGCCCCUGAUGAUCGAUCCUCAAGAGCAGGCGAACAGGUGGAUACGCAACAUGGAGCAAGAGAACGACCUGAAGAUCUGCAAGCUGACAGACGCGAAUUUCAUGAGGAUACUGGAAACUUCCAUCAGAUUAGGGAUACCUGUGCUGCUCCAAGAAGUGGGAGAGGUGUUGGAUCCUAGUUUGGAACCUGUGCUGCUCAAACAGAUUUUCCUGCUGGGAGGCAGGCUGCUAAUACGAUUCGGCGACACGGACGUCGACUACGACGAGAAUUUCCGACUGUACAUCACGACGAAAAUCGCCAAUCCUCAUUACUUGCCGGAAGUCUGUAUCAAAGUGACGAUAGUUAAUUUCACCGUGACCAUGGGUGGCCUCGAAGACCAGCUACUAGCAGACGUUGUGCGUCUCGAGAGGCCAGACCUCGAGUCGAUGAGGAACGAUUUGAUAAUGAAGAUCAAUACCGACAAGGGCCAACUGCAGAGCAUCGAGGACAGAAUACUGACGCUGCUGUACAGUUCCGGCGACGACAUUUUGGACAACGAAGAUCUAAUCGAGACCCUGAACGACAGCAAGGAAACCUCCGCGAUCAUCGCGACGAGGCUGAUCGAAAGCGAAGCCACCGAAGAGAAGAUCUCCGAGGCGCGUGAAAAAUACCGAUUGGUAGCGAAUCGUGGCUCCGUGUUGUACUUCGUCGUAGCCAAUCUCGCGGACAUAGAUCCCAUGUACCAGUUCUCGUUGAAAUACUUCAAUCAGAUAUUCAAUCUAGUGAUCGAGUCAACCGAGAAGGACGAGAAUCUGAGUCGUCGGCUGCGGACGUUGCUCGGCGAGAUAACGUUGGCCAUUUACACGACCGUGUCGCGUGGUCUAUUCGAGAAACACAAAUUGGUCUUCAGCUUUAUGCUGAGCAUCGCUGUGCACGUAAACGAGAACGUCGUCUCGAAGCCACAAUGGACUUUUAUGUUGCGCGGCGCCAGCCAAAUCAGCGUCGCGGACAUGCCAAGUAUCCCGACGUUAACGGCUCAAAUGUGGGUCUCGGUGAAUUAUUUAGCCGCCACGUUCCCGAGCUUCAAGCACAUCGUCAAUGAUGUAUUCAAGAAGAUCCCGCUGACUGUCGGAUACUUCCGCGAAGUGAUCAAUGUAGUCCCGAAGAACGUGCGAACGGCGACUCGAGACUGGGACCUUCGGUUGACGGAUAUAGAGAAGCUGAUGCUGGUGAAGGCCUUGAAGGAGAAUCAAUUGAUCUUCGCGAUCACGGCGUACGUGGCGAAGAACCUCGGGCAGAAAUUCGUGGAGUCGCCGAUCGCUGCGUUGCCACUCUUAUUCGCUGACACGACGAACAAGAUACCGCUAGUCUUCAUUCUCACGACCGGAUCCGACCCUUUCAGCGGUUUCCUGAGGUUCGCAGCCGAGAUGAACUUCUCCGACAGGUACAAUUCCAUUUCUCUGGGACAAGGUCAAGGCCCCGUCGCCGAAGGACACAUACGGAAGGGCACCGUGGAGGGCAGAUGGGUGUUCCUGCAGAAUUGCCAUUUAGCCACCUCCUGGAUGAUCAAAAUGGAGCAGAUCAUUCUGGAAAUCGCCGAGGAACAAGAGGGACGGAUCCACCCGGACUUCCGGCUGUUCCUCAGCUCGAUGCCGAGCGUCGCCUUUCCGGUUUCCGUCCUUCAGAAUUCGGUGAAGGUGACUAACGAGCCGCCGAAAGGUCUGAAGGCCAACGUAAAGAGGGCACUCCACGAUAUAGAGGAAGAAUUCUUUGAACGCCACCAUUUAAAAGAGAAGUGGCGGAAGAUCAUAUUCGGCGUCUGUUUCUUCCACGCGAUUAUCCAAGAACGGAAGAAGUUCGGUCCUCUGGGAUGGAAUAUUCUUUACGAGUUCAACGACAGCGACAGAGAAUGCUGUCUGCUUAAUCUGAAAUUGUUCUGCGUACACAAUCGCAUACCGUGGAACGCGUUAAUUUACACUACAGGUGAGAUCACUUACGGUGGCAGGGUCACGGACAACUGGGACCUAAGGUGCAUGAAGACCAUCCUAGACAUAUUCUUCUCCCCUAAAACCCUGGAAGAUAAUUACAUCUACUCGCCCUCCGGGAAAUACUACUGUCCCGACUUCAAGACUCUGCAGGAAUAUAAAGAUUUCGUGGAGGAUUUCCCCAUGAUCGAUGACCCCGAAGUCUUCGAGAUGCAUGAAAACGCGAACAUCACUUACCAAUUGAAAGAAGCGCAGUUCGUUGUCAACACCAUUUUGGAGGUGCAACCGAAGGAAUCUGUUUCCGAGGAAGGUAAAUCGAGUUCGGAUAUAGCGUACGAGAUCGCGGAUAUGAUUCUAGCUCGAAUUCAAUUGAAGAUAGAUCCUGCGAAGUGUAAUUCGCAACACUUAAUAAGAGAUACCAAGGGAAGACUACCGUCUCUGACCACUGUCCUCCUUCACGAAGUCGACAGAUACAAUAUACUGCUGAAGAGAAUAUCCACGUCAAUUGAAAAUCUGCAACGAGCCAUUAAAGGCUUCGUGGUAAUGUCAGAGGAAUUAGAGAAUGUCUUCAUCGCUCUUAUCAAUAAUCAGGUACCGCAAAUGUGGCACAAUGCGAACGUGUAUCCAUCCUUAAAAACGUUGGGGAGCUGGAUAAAAAACUUAGAAUUGAGGAUUGAUUUCAUUCAAAUUUGGCUAACUUACCAAAAGCCUGUCUCUUUUUGGAUCUCUGGCUUAUCGUUUCCACAAGGAUUCUUGACAGGUAUGCUGCAAACGUGUGCAAGGAAAUACAACACGCCUAUUGACCAUUUGAAGUUGAAUUUUAUUCCUACCAAAGUUGUUCUUGAUCAAGAGGAGAUUAAGGAGGAACACAGGAAAUCUGGACAAGAGGUGAUGGAAGUGUAUAAGGGUUUGGUAGUGCCAGAGGAUGGUGUACUGAUACAUGGACUUUACAUUGAUGCUGGUAAAUGGGAUUUUGAAUCUAUGAUACUAGUAGACGCGAACGUAGGUGAAAUGCAUCCUACUCUUCCAGUUUUACAUAUAAAUCCAGUAUUAGAAUUACCAAUAGACGAUCCAAGAUAUGUUUCUCCCCUAUACAAAACAGCAGUACGUGCAGGAGUAUUAUCUACAACGGGGCAUAGUACAAAUUUUGUUGUUGCAAUUCUGCUUCCAUCUGCAAAGGAACAAGCAUACUGGAUUUUAAAAGGGACAGCUCUCUUAAUUGAAAUUAUAGAUUAAGUUUUCUGUAGUUUAAGUAAUACAAUUUAGACUAUAAUUUUCAUACCAAUAUAAAUAUAUAUUUAUGUUAAACAUGUGUUUUAUAAAGUAAAGCUGCACAAAAGGCGUUAUAUUACACAUACAUAUAUAACUUAAA
Messenger RNA from Nomia melanderi (Alkali bee), 14362 nucleotides. Lineage: Eukaryota; Metazoa; Arthropoda; Insecta; Hymenoptera; Halictidae. The record is from RefSeq and is a predicted model, not a curated record.